Lecanosticta acicola is the source of this 2080-nucleotide messenger RNA. The record is from the annotation of a GenBank genome assembly. NCBI's taxonomy places the organism in Eukaryota, Fungi, Ascomycota, Dothideomycetes, Mycosphaerellales, Mycosphaerellaceae.
AUGGCGCCUCCCCCUUCCACCCUCUGGCACGACGACCUCCUCCGCCACCGCCGCGCCUACCUCCUCACAACCAUCGCAUCCUUCGGCGGCAUGCUCUUCGGCUGGGACACAGGCCUCAUAGGCGGCGUGCUCACCCUGUCGUCCUUCCAGCGCAGCUUCGCCCUCGACCCCGCCUCCCCCGAAUUCGCAAAUCUCUCCGGGAAUAUCGUUGCCGUGCUGCAGGCUGGGUGCUUCUUUGGCGCCAUGGCGAGUUUCUACCUCAGCGAUGCGUUUGGGCGGAAGCGGGCGUUGAUUUUCGCGGGGGUGGUUUUUCUGGUGGGGAGUGUGGUGCAGAGUUGUGCUGGGUUGAGGGGUGCCGGGGGGUUGAGGGAGUUGUAUGUUGGGAGGGUGGUUGGGGGGUUUGGGGUCGGGGUGGUCAGUGCGGUUGUGCCGACUUAUAUUGGGGAGAAUGCGAAUCGGGAGAUUCGUGGGAGGUGUGUUGGGGCGAUGCAGUUGUUUAAGUGAGUUGAGACACUUUCCUUACAUCUUCCUUCUUUCUCCCUCUUACUGAUAGAGAUGGUUGGCUGACAUGUCUUGUUUGGGGGAGAAAUAGUGUCACGGGUAUCAUGCUCUCCUACUUCGUAAGUAGCCCUUCUCGAAUAUCCCCCCCUUCCUUAUGUCCGACCUUUCUAAACCUCUCGACGCCUCCAGGUGAACUUCGGCGUCAACCGGAGCAUCCCCUCGACCGAAUCCAAACAAUGGCGAAUCCCCUUUGCGCUCCAAAUGCUGCCCGGCGCCCUCCUCCUGGCCGGCAUUGUCUUCCAAAACGAAUCCCCGCGCUGGCUCGUGGAAAAGAACAGAAUAGCCGAGGCACGCGAAGCCCUCGCGCAGGUCCGAUCGAAAGCCCUCGACGACCCGGAAGUCGACCGGGAAUUAGAAGAGAUUGUACGGGAUUUCCACGGCCAUGAGAAGCUGCCGUUGCUCGCGCAGAUGCGAGCCACGUGUACGGAUGGGAAAGUGUUUUAUACCUUCUCCAUGGGUGUGAUUUUGAUGUUUUGGCAACAAUGGUGAGUGUUCCAUCUUGCCCCAUGGGGCGGGAACAAAGCGUCCUCCAAAACGGCUGAUGAUUUUCUCUCUUUUCUGCAUCCAUCCAGGACGGGAACGAACAGUAUCAAUUACUACUCUCCCCAAAUCUUCAAAUCCGUCGGCCUCACGGGGACGUCUGCCGGGCUGUUCGCGACGGGCAUCUACGGCGUCGUCAAGGUCGUCAUCACCGCCCUGGGCCUCAUGUUCGCCACGGAGCAGUUGGGACGCAAGUGGUCUCUCAUCCUCGGCGGACUGGGCCAGGCUUUCAGCAUGUACUAUAUCGGCAUCAACCAGGCGGUGAACCCGGUCGCGCCCGGAGCGGGAUUGAACGGCACGAGCACGUUUGCCAUUGUGUGUGUCUAUCUGUUCGUGGUGUUCUAUUCCUUUGGCUGGGGCCCGAUUCCGUUUGUGUUGGCGGCCGAGUGUGCGCCGAAUCAUGUGAGAUCGUUGACGAUGGCGGCGAGUCUGAUGACGCAGUGGUGAGUAGAGUAGCUGUUUCUGUUUCUGGGGUUUGCUAAUAAGCGCCCUGAGAUAUGAGAGAGAGAGAGAGAGAGAGAGAGAGAGAGGUGUGUGUGAGACUGAUGCUGACGGGUUUCUGUGGGAUUAUAGGCUCUUCAAUUUCGUCAUUGCGAAACUGACGCCGAUCAUGUUGGCCGAUAUCACCUAUGGCACGUUCUUACUCUUCGGGAGUUGUUGUCUUCUCAUGGUCAUCUAUACCAUCUUCUGCGUCCCGGAGACGAAGGGGGUGCCGCUCGAGAGCAUGCAUCUCCUCUUCGAGAGAAACAUCGUCCAGGGCGCGCUGGGCGAUAUGUUUCCGAAGCGGAGCCGGGCACGCGUGCUGCAGCAUCGCACGGAUGUUGAUGGGGAGGAGGAGGGGAAUGGGAAGGAUGUGGAUUCGGCUUCGGCGAAGCAUGUUGAGGUUGGGGAGAGGGAUGUGACAGCGACGGCGACGGCGACGGAUGGGGUUGAUCCGAAGCGUAUGAAUUUUUGUCUUGAUCGUGGUGGGAGGGCUUAG